AUGUUUCUCCGCACCCUGCGGCGCCCGCACUCACUCCAUAGUCGACGGCGGUGGGAGCAGCGCAUCGCCUCGGUGCUCUCAGAGCACGAGGAGGCCGCGGUGGACGACGUGGCGCGGCGCUUUGCCCGCAUCUACAAGGAGCGUCGGUACACUCCCGUGGAGGAGGCCUUCCCGCUGCGCGACACGGCGCGGUGGGUGGGACUGCCGGAGGCAUCGGGUGCGUCGUCGAAGGCAACCCGCGCCGUUGCGCAGCCGCCCAACCCGCACACUCUCAAGCUCGCCCUCCUGGGGCCGCAGAACUCCGGUAAGACCUCGUUGCUUAAUGCGCUUUCCCUCAGCCACAUUGGCGCCGUGAGCAAUCGCAGCGGCAGCACGAAGGACUGGCUAAAAGGCGUUGCAACGGUGCACAACACCCAGCUGGUGAUGCUUGACACACCCGGCAUUGUCAUGGUCAACGGCGAGAAGGACCGUCGCCGGCACGCUGCACCCUCGGCGCGCGCUUGGGAUGCCUUGAUGGUGACCGAGCUCGUUGUCCUCACUUUACCCGCCGGCCUUGGCUUCGUGGAGCCUGAGCAGAAGGCGGUCGCCCGCGAGGUCGUGCACCGUGCCUCACUGCGUAAGCUGCCCGUUGUGCUGGUGAUUACCAUGAUGGACAAGGUUCAGACUCUCAAGCACCGUGAGUUGUACUUUUCGAUGCGCACCGACUUUGAAUCCAUGUGUUUGCCGAUCGCGGCGACUCAUGAAACGAGUGUGAAGGGAGGUAGUGGCCUGCUAGAGCUUAAAGACUUCCUCUGCAGGUACGCCACGCCAGGGGAGUGGGAGCACUUUCGCAAUGAGGCCACCGACAUCAACCCGGUCGACCGGCUCUCAGAAUUGCUGCGGCAGUGCUUCUUUGAGGUGCUGCCGCACGAGAUCCCACACCAAAUGCGCCACCGCAUCAUAGGAUGGACCAAGAAGGACUCGGGUACCACGGAGGUCAUCACUGAGGUUUUCUUUGAUCGUCCGGCCUACAUGUUUACCUUCUACUCCAAGCUGGAGGCCAUCUGCUAUCGGGCGCAGCGUGUUGUGGAACGCGAGUUAAAAGGACGAUAUCGAUUUGUGUUUCAAGCCUUCAUUGCACCGGGCGGAGUCUCCUCCAGAUGA
This is a messenger RNA of Trypanosoma conorhini, 1143 nucleotides long. Its product is annotated as putative small GTP-binding protein. Gene Ontology annotation, molecular function: GTP binding; rRNA binding; ribosomal small subunit binding. Gene Ontology annotation, biological process: ribosomal small subunit assembly. The record is from RefSeq and is a predicted model, not a curated record. The coding region runs from base 1 to 1143 and encodes 380 amino acids. Lineage: Eukaryota; Euglenozoa; Kinetoplastea; Trypanosomatida; Trypanosomatidae. The transcript has a single exon.